Messenger RNA from Metarhizium robertsii ARSEF 23, 2094 nucleotides. RefSeq lists its product as uncharacterized. Lineage: Eukaryota; Fungi; Ascomycota; Sordariomycetes; Hypocreales; Clavicipitaceae. Gene Ontology annotation, biological process: mitotic spindle organization; cell population proliferation. The transcript has a single exon. Gene Ontology annotation, cellular component: cytoplasm. The record is from RefSeq and is a predicted model, not a curated record. The coding region runs from base 1 to 2094 and encodes 697 amino acids.
AUGGCGUCCCCAUUGUCUCCUGUCCGCGAGGCAAGCAUUAACAGAACCACGCCCCCCAGCAAGAGGAAGUACGAGCAGUACGAGGUGCGCUCGUUUACCUCAACAACGACCACUACGAGCACGAACAGGCUCGGCACCGAACUUCUAGAUGAAUCCGGAAACUCCUCACCGUUUUUAUCUUCCGUCAAUGAGACCAGCAAUACGGACCAGGAGAAUGUCUCCCCGUCAAAGGCUCGGAAUAGUCGUGUCAUUUCCGGGACGGAGCUCUCACCGCUCAAGAUUCUGGGCGAUCAGAAAAGCGCCUCGAGCAGUAGCACAGAAAAUGGGUCCAUGGGACCACCACCACAGAGAAGCCCGAGAAAGGUGUCCCCGGUGGCGAGAUUUCCCAUCAAAAUUAGCCCAAGGGGUGAAGAUGAUGAGGGGAGGGCGAUGAAAGAGAGGAAGAUUAGUGUGGCAGACAUGGUGAGAAGCAAUGAGGGUCUGAAGAAGGCGGUUGAUAUAUUUGAGGAUGAGAGCGAGCUGCGCGUGGAUGCAGACGCGGAUACGAACGCAGAGCUGCGACCUGGAGAGCAGGAGCACGAUGAUGCUGCCGGGCCGGAUGAGUCGAUGAUCAGCACCUUUAGUACCUUCUCCGUGGUGCCUAAUCUGACGGUUUUUGCAAAGUUGGGACAGAGUCCGACUAGAUCUGGGCUUGAUGGAUACACCCCACGAUCAAAGCUACAACAGGAUUCCUCUCUUCGGCCGGUUACCCCGUCGGACGGUACCAACAACAGUACAAAUUUGUUAAUGGAUUUCACGGACCAAAUGCGUUUUCCACAGCAGAAGUCACCUGGCAGGCGAGGCGCCUUGUCGCCGCCGCGAACAACGCCCGGUGUCUCGGAGACGCCACAUCGCCAAGUCACCAACCUGAUUGAUUUUGAUAUUCCCCCUUUGCCUACACCCCGAAGCCUUCCAUCCAUUACACCCCGCGAGCUAGAAUCACUCAAGUCUGGGUUUUUAUCAGAAAUCAGUUCCCUCAAGGCAUCUCUGAGCGGGAAAGAAGCGGAGGUUCAUUCUCUCAAGACUGCAGUUGGCGAUGCUGAAAAGCGAGUCGGCGAGUCGAUGGAGCAACUACGCGAAGAACGAGGCAUCAGGGAACAACUAUCCGCCGAAAAGGAGGACUGGGCAAAGCGUGGACGUGAAAUGGAGAAUGUCCUCCGCAAGAUCAAGGAGGAGGUUAUGACUAGCCAACGCGAACGAGAAGAGCUCGAGCAGAAACUCGAAGAAAGCGAGAAGCGCAGAGAAGCAGCCGAGAUGCUACAUCAAGAGGCCGAGAGCAAAAUGGCUGGUAUGCGUGCUGGCAAGGACAGCGAAAAGACAAAGGACGCAAUUACAUCUCCUGAAAAAGCCAAGGCUACGUCGAACAAGGAAGUAGAAAUUGCCGUGGAGAGAGUGGCCAGAGAACUUCAUGCCCUGUACAAAGGCAAGCACGAAACGAAAGUUGCAGCCUUGAAGAAAUCCUACGAAGCCCGCUGGGAGAAACGCGUCAAGGACAUGGAAAGGCGUAUCGAGGAACUGGGCGAGGAAAAUGCUAAGCUUCGCGAGAACCAUGAAACCAAUUUGACGAGACUGGAGCCUGAUAAUACGCAGAUCGAAGAGCGCAAGGCGCAGGCUGCCAAGGAUAGUGCAGCAAUCAAAGAACUCAAUGCGGAUGUUCAGCGGUUAGAGGCUGUCAUUUCGACUGUCAAGAAGGACAAUGGCGAGUUGAGAACCAUGUUGGAGAGGGAGAGGGUUGAAAAGGGCGAGUUGGUGCAACUGGCGGAGGAGAUGAUGUCUAUGCAAAGCUUUGUUGGGGGUGCGCAGCAACAACGUGCACAGCAGCAACAGCAACAGGAACGGGCUGAUUUAGCAAAGACUCCGAGAGCGUCGGGGGAAUAUACGAGAAGUAGUAAUGUUGGGAGGAGCGGUGGCUCAGGAAUCAGGGCUCCUGGAUCUGCUAUUCGGCCGCCGGGACAUGUGAGGGGGGGCAGCGGAGGGCUACCGCGGCCGGGGAGGAGCGGAAUUAUGAGUUCGAUCGAGAAGAUGGGUAGUUAUAGGGGGAGAGGGCAGGAUUAG